AUCAGUAAAAAUUCGUCAAAUAUUUUAUUAAUUAUGUGGUGUUUAAUGUGACUUAGUGGUUUUAAAAUAGCAUAAAUACAUUAAUAAUCAUAUAGACAAUAUUUACCUGAUAAUAGAUUUUACAAGUCGCACAAGAUGACGAUCGGUAAAAACAAUAAGAUGCUCCAGCAUCUUAACUACCGCGUAAGAAUAAUCCUGCAAGACUCUAGAACGUUUAUAGGCACGUUCAAAGCCUUUGACAAACACAUGAAUCUAAUUUUGGGAGAUUGUGAAGAAUUCAGAAAAAUUAGACCGAAAACUAAUAAACAAGUGGAAAAAGAGGAGAAAAGAACACUGGGCUUCGUUUUGUUACGAGGUGAAAACAUAGUUUCAUUGACAAUUGAAGGACCACCACCUCCAGAGGAAGGUUUACCGAGGGUACCAAUUCCUGGGGGUGCUCCUGGACCUGGAAUGGGACGUGCUGCAGGGAGAGGAAUGCCUGCAAAUAUUAGCGGGGUACCAGCAGGGCUUCAAGGUCCAGUUCGAGGCAUUGGCGGUCCUUCCCAGCAACAUAUGACCCCAGCAGGCAGAAGUCAAGUAUCUGCUCCACCUCAAUUGCGUGCGAUGCCCCCAGGCGGUCCAAUGAUGGGAGGACCUCCUCCAGGAAUGAUGGGUAUGCCCCCGAAUAUGAUGAUGGGCAGAGGAGGACCUCCGCCAAUGGGUGUUAUGAGAGGGCCACCACCGGGCAUGAUGCGUGGACCACCACCAAGAGGAGGUGGAUUUUAAAUAUUAAUUUGCUGC
Ctenocephalides felis (cat flea) is the source of this 780-nucleotide messenger RNA. It is a transcript of the gene SmB, whose product is annotated as small nuclear ribonucleoprotein-associated protein B. Lineage: Eukaryota; Metazoa; Arthropoda; Insecta; Siphonaptera; Pulicidae. Gene Ontology annotation, molecular function: RNA binding. Gene Ontology annotation, cellular component: U4 snRNP; U1 snRNP; catalytic step 2 spliceosome. The record is from RefSeq and is a predicted model, not a curated record. Bases 136 to 765 code for a protein of 209 amino acids. The transcript has 3 exons. Gene Ontology annotation, biological process: mRNA splicing, via spliceosome.